This is a messenger RNA of Exophiala spinifera, 1194 nucleotides long. RefSeq lists its product as uncharacterized. Lineage: Eukaryota; Fungi; Ascomycota; Eurotiomycetes; Chaetothyriales; Herpotrichiellaceae. The transcript has 3 exons. Bases 1 to 1194 code for a protein of 397 amino acids. The record is from RefSeq and is a predicted model, not a curated record. Gene Ontology annotation, molecular function: monooxygenase activity; oxidoreductase activity, acting on paired donors, with incorporation or reduction of molecular oxygen; iron ion binding.
AUGGAUAUACGAAAAUUUCUGAACGAUCCUGGCCAGAACCAGGAUACUGGGCUGCACGUUCACGCCCCUCUUGCCUUCCUAGGCUGCAUCGUCGGGUUUCCUGUAUUAUGUGUGCUGUUCGACUAUGUGCGCAUUCUCCGCUUGCGCCAGCGAAUGCCUCCUGGGCCAUUCCUCCUGCCACUGGAGGGCAAUUUCUUCGCAAUCCCCAAGAUCAAGCCUUGGAUUCACUUUGGAAAAUGGGCAGAAUAUUACGGCAACCCGAUGACCACAAUCUGGAACGGCCAACGGCCAAUCAUUGUGUGCAACGACAUCUGGUCGAUAUCGGAUCUGCUCGACAAGCGGGCGGCCAUCUACUCCCCCCGCGCACGUAUGGUGGUCAUGGGUGACUGUCUCAAUCAGACCGAAUCCAACCAGGUGAACUUGGUUUAUGGAGACCGCUGGCGACUUCAUCGGAGAAUUAUGGCAAGUCUAUCCAUAAUACUAUCAAUGUUAAAACUGACUAACAAAGCGAAAGUGCUUGCACGAGACCUCUACGAAAGGCCUAAUGAUAUGGUCAUGGCCAUUGAGCGAUAUUCGUGCUCGACUGUUUCAAUAAUUGGCUGGGGUCGGCGUAUCGAUCGAAUGCACGACUAUAUCGCUCAAGCCGCUCUUGGAUUCAUGGAGGGCGUCGACUAUAUCAUCCCAGGUCUUUUCAUCAUGGAAGCUAUUCCCGCACUCUUUCAUCUUCCUCGGUGGGUCUAUCCCCUACCCUCCAAGAUACUCGACAGCGCAAAAGGUUUCCAACGAUACCUUCACGCGUUGUCUAAGGAAGCUACUGAAGCCAACGCAGAGAAUUUUGCUAACCGGCUUCUGAGGGAACAAGACCAGAUGGGCCUCCGCGUUGAAGAAGUUGCAGGUAUGACAGCCAAUCUGAUUGGCGGCGGAGUCGACACCAGAAGCAGUUCAAUUCUAAGCUUCAUCCUGGCCAUGUGCGUCUUUGGUGACGUGCAGAGAUGUGCUCAGGAGGAGAUUGACAGUGUCGUUGGGAAGGAGCGGAGCCCUGGCUGGUCAGACGAGAACUCUCUUCCAUACGAUGACGAGUACAAAGGCUAUUUCAUUCCCAAGGACACAUCUAUCACUGGCAACGUCUGGGCCAUACACCGAAACCCGCGUGAAUUCCCCGAACCCGACACCUCUGCCCUGAGAGGUUCCUGA